Fusarium sp. VM40 is the source of this 867-nucleotide messenger RNA. NCBI's taxonomy places the organism in Eukaryota, Fungi, Ascomycota, Sordariomycetes, Hypocreales, Nectriaceae. The record is from the annotation of a GenBank genome assembly.
AUGAAACCAACCACUUCUGAUCCCACCCUUCGAGUCUUUGACUCAGAACGAUGUCUCUUUUGCCCUGCGACCUCACCAACCUUCCUUGAAAGUGUUACUCAUAUGCAAAAGGCACAUGGUCUCUUCAUCCCGCACAAACAACAUCUUCUAGUCGAUCUUGGAACAUUUUUCAAAUAUCUACAUCUCGUCAUCUUUGAGUACCGGGAAUGUAUAUACUGCGGAACAGAGAGAACCACCGUCCAAGCUGUACAACAACACAUGUUGGGCAAAGGUCACUGCAAGUUUGACAUCUGGGAAGACUCGGAGUUUGCCGACUUUUAUGACUUUUCGCAAUCUCAAGAUAACGCAGAGGAGGAAUACGACAGCGAUUUGGAUGCAAGUGAGGAGGGAGAGACAUUCUCAAAGCCCGAUCAGAGGCCACUACAGAUUGACCAAGAUUCGAUACGUCUGCCAUCUGGAAGACUCAUCUCAAAGAAGUCUUCAAGACAGGUAGAGCCAUCAAUCUCCCAGCCCCGUCGCCAGACACGAACAAAGCUAUCCCAACUCGAAUAUUCUUCGAUCGAUUCAGAUGAGAACCACAACGAAGAUCAUGGCGCCGAUGUUUCUGAUUCCCGAGUCUUGACCCGGCGAGAAAAGCGAAAGCAGGCCACAGUGUCAUAUCAGCUAGCGAAUUUGAGUACAAAUGAUCGCAGAGCUCUGAUGCACUUGUCGACGUCUGAGCAGCGAUCAUUGAUAGCGACGCAGCACAAGCUUAUGGAGAAGGUUCAGAAGGAGGAGAGCAGAAGUCAACGGAAGGUCGAUCGGAAGGGGAAUAAGAACUUGUAUGCUUAUUGGCAUACUGAGACGCCGGUGUAUCAAUGUGGUUAG